Messenger RNA from Grammomys surdaster, 762 nucleotides. It is a transcript of the gene Acyp1, whose product is annotated as acylphosphatase 1. Lineage: Eukaryota; Metazoa; Chordata; Mammalia; Rodentia; Muridae. The transcript has 3 exons. The record is from RefSeq and is a predicted model, not a curated record. Bases 100 to 570 code for a protein of 156 amino acids. Gene Ontology annotation, molecular function: acylphosphatase activity.
GCCAACUCCGCAACUCGGAUCAGCGCUGCCCUUGGGGAGGGGUUGGAGAGGUUUUUCUGGGGCUACAAUCAAAGAAGAGCUUGAAUUUCUCCGAGAGCGAUGCUCCCAGACCUUAGGGUGUGCCCUUGUCUGGAGAAGGGUGGAGCCCCUAGAUGGGCUGCGGAGUCAUCCCGCCCCAGGAUUCGGGGGUCUGUCCGGCUAGCGGGAGUGGGACUGCUGAUCACCCUUCUGAGCGCGCUGGGCUACUGCGCUCAGGCCCCAGGUUUGAGCAUGGCAGAAGGGGACACCUUGGUCUCAGUGGAUUACGAAAUUUUUGGGAAGGUUCAAGGGGUGUUUUUCCGCAAGUACACUCAGGCUGAGGGUAAAAAGCUAGGUUUGGUGGGCUGGGUUCAGAACACCAACCGGGGCACGGUGCAAGGCCAGCUGCAAGGCCCAGUCUCCAAGGUACGCUUCAUGCAGGAGUGGCUGGAGACAAGAGGAAGUCCCAAAUCGCACAUCGACAGAGCAAACUUCAACAAUGAGAAAGUCAUCUCAAACUUGGAUUAUUCAGACUUCCAAAUUGUAAAAUAAUGACACGAAUUUUAUUUUUUCAAAAUAAUCUCACGCUUUUUUUUAUCGGUAUAUAAAAAAAUAGAACUACUCUGUGCUCAGAAUUUGUUAGUAAGUUAUUUUGGUUGCAUGUUUGAAAGUUACCGAGUAUUACAUGUAUGAUGAAAUACAAAUGUGUACAAUUCUAACCAAUAAAAAUACAUUAGAACCUUA